GGGCGGUGAAUUCUUAAGUUAUUUUGAGCAUGCGAAGCAAAAAGAGAAGCACCGGAGCGCCGUCGCUGUCCAUUCAAAAUACUCUUCCUCUCCCUCUCCCGCCCCAACUUUGUUUUGAAGGUGAAACCCUAGCUCGUUUCCUCAAAUCGGUGCAGAGGGAGAUCGAAUCGGCGAGAAUCGUAGACGAAACUCUGCCUCUUAAGAUUUGGAUUAAGCAACAAUUUGCCGUGGGGGUAAAUGAAGUCACGCGAGGACUUGAGCGAAUGCCUCCUAAUCGUGGAGAUGAAAAAUCUGUGGAUGAUGGUGGUGAAGCCAGGUGUGGCUACUUUCAGGUGAUAUUGGUAGCGUCAGACUGCAAUCCUCGAACCUUGACAAAGCAUCUACCAGCAUUGGCCGCUUCAAGAAAUGUGCCACUUAUCUCUGUAAAAGAUAGAAAAGAAGGUUCUUUAAGAUUAGGCGAGCUGAUAAAGGUGAAAACAGCAAUCGCCAUUGGAGUAAAGGCUAAAGGAAAUGCUAUCAAUCAACUAAUAAAAGAAGCCCUAACUAACAACAAGAUCAAUAGCACUGAAGACGAAGCAUAAAGUUAGUUAGUUAGUGCCUUCCCUCAUCAGCUGAUGUUCUUCUCUAGCAUCUGAUGGCAGAGAGAUAGAGAAGGACGUGAUCAAAUUAAGAUAGAGAAGGACAACUAUUCUUGAUUGCGUUUGAAUUCCUCUACAGGGAAUCCUAGUAAUGGUAUUCAGUGUAUGUAACUAACUAAAACCAGUAGCAUGAUCUAUUUGAAUGUAAAGAUAGUUUAUGCUAAGAAAUUAGCUUUCUCGACAUGUAAUUUCAUUCAGAUUA
This is a messenger RNA of Salvia hispanica, 840 nucleotides long. Its product is annotated as Ribosomal protein L7Ae/L30e/S12e/Gadd45 family protein. NCBI's taxonomy places the organism in Eukaryota, Viridiplantae, Streptophyta, Magnoliopsida, Lamiales, Lamiaceae. The record is from RefSeq and is a predicted model, not a curated record.